GUUUGUUUUAUGGACAUAUUUUUCCAGUUGUACUCAUUAAGUUUGGACCAGUAGAUCACACACGUGCUGAUCAAUAUCAUCAUGCUGGACUACACUAUUGACUGGAGCUCCAUUGAUCAAUUGUUUGGUGUGCUUGCUUGUUUCGUUUUUUUUUAAGCACUUUGUGAGCUAUAUUGGGUAAACAUUAUUAUUAUUACUCAAUUGAAUGACGCAGAUGGUCAUGUGACCUCAUGGCGGCAACCAUGAUGAGGCGACCUUUUCCGUGUGGAAUAAACCAGGUUUUUCUUUUAAAAAAGUAUUUUGUAGAGUUCAUUUCAUUCGAGUGUACACUAUUUUAAUGAAAUUUCUCAAAAGUUGCGUUCCUUUCGUUGUGUGUACAACUUUUUAAUUAGCAAAACAUCGGUGAGUGGAGCUUUAAUUACGUAGCCAGUGUGUGCAGAGCGAUGAAGUGAAUGAGAAAACUGCUCCCAUCACAUCAGGGACACGCAUCGCCUCCGCCGGCAGAGAGUCGUGUGAGCCACAUCCGCAGACACUCAUUUCUUCCCAUCAGCUGGAGAUGAAGGAGAUACACACAGUCUGUCCUCUGAUUGCACAUGACGCGCGCACACAUAUCGAUGGCAGUUGGCUAAAUGAUGGAUUUCAUUACCUUACUCGUUUUGGCUGAAGAUGAAGAUGACUUAAGCUUUAGUAAUCGACUCUGGAAUGUCUGAAGCAGCCUUUGGAUUCCAACUACUGCAUAUCAAAACACCACAUAUCUCCUGAACCUUUAAGAGACACAAAAGGAAUAUGAAUUUCACUGCAGGCUUGCUGAAAAAUGAGCCUCUGCUCUUAAACACCUUGCUGUCCUUGAAUGCCUCUUUCCACGGUGCCGAGGACUUCAUGAGCGAUGUUUUCCUCCAUCAGAGUGGAGAGCUGGAGAGGCUGCUGCUGCUGACGAUCAAAGAGCCCACCACCAUCGCUCUCACGGUGAUGUAUUCGUUAUCAUUUGUGGUGGGAUUCAUUGGAAAUCUCAUGGCUAUUCGAAUGCUUACCUGCCAGAAGAGUAAGAGGAUGCAGAGCAUCAGUGCCACCCGUUUACUCAUCAACUUGGCAGUGUGUGAUCUGAUGGUGGUUUGCAUCUGCAUGCCCAUCACCCUCGGCCACACCAUUUAUACCGCAUGGGUGUACGGAGACCUCCUGUGCCGGGCCGUUCCCUUCAUCCAGGCCGUGUCCGUGUCGGCCAGCGUCCUCAGCCUGACCGUCAUCAGCGUCAACAGAUACUACAGUGUUCACAGCCCUCUGAAUUCCCUCUCGUACUUCACCCAGAAGAAGAUCUACAUCACCAUUGUGUGCGUGUGGGUCUUGUCCUCUGCCAUUUGUGCGCCUUUGCUCUUCAUGAUCAAGCUGGACAAGAUCCACUUGAUCGACAUCACCGUGCCAAUCUGCAGAGAGCUGUGGCCACAGGCUAGACUCAAGCAGGUCUACAACGUGCUCCUUUUCGUGGCUCUCUACUGCAUCCCUGUGACCUUUAACCUCAUCAUCAGCUUCCUGACUGGCCGGAAGCUCUGGAGGGCUUCUCAACAUUUCGCAGACUUCGAUCCACACAGCCAGGCCUUGCACGCCUCACGUUUGAAGAUGCGCAAGAAGAUCGCCAAGGUGGUGGUCACUUUGGUCCUCCUGUUCGCCGGCUCCUGGCUCCCACUCUACGUAGCAGACAUCCUCAUUGACCGCGAGGUUCAUCCCCCUAACUGGGUUCUGCAUACUCGCCCUUUCGCGCAGUGGUUGGGCCUCACUAACUCCAGCCUCAAUCCCAUCUGCUAUUGUUUCUUGGGUGAUUUGUACCGUUCUGCCAGAGCAGUCAGGUCCAAGUAUCAUCAGAGGAUGCUCUCCGUCCUUAGAUCCUCCAGCUCUUUUAAACUGUCCAGUUUGCUCUCUCUCAAAAAGCAGAAAUCUGGCCGGCAACAAGGCGCCGUGAGCCAGGUGUCAGUGGAGACUCUUUCUGAUUGGUGUUCCAACAACAGCCAGAUGGUGUCUCUCCAUAGCCUCUCAGAGAAGAUCAUGUCUACAAGCAAUCUUGAGUUAUCGAACUUGUAGUCAGGGCGCAUAUUACCUGAAAGGACACGGCACUUAAAGGGAUAGUUUACCCAAAAACAGCUUCUUUUGUGUUCCACAAGAGAAAGAAAGUCAUACAGUUUUCGUAACACCAUGAGGGUGAGUAAAUAAUGACAGAAUUUUCAUUUUUGGGUGGCCUAUCUCUUUACGUUUUAUUGUACUACUGUCAAAAAGCAUGUGAUUCUGAUGAUUUGAUGCAACAUCAGCAUAAUUUGUGUUCAUAACUGACCAUCUACAGUUACAUUGCAUCUUGACCAGUGUUGGGGAAAGUUACUUUUAUAAGUAAUGCAUUACAAUAUUGUGUUACUCCCUUAAAAAAAGUAACUAAUUGCAUUACUUAGUUACUUUUUAUGAAAAGUAAUGCGUUACAUUACUUUUGCAUUACUUUUUCUCACCUGAACUGGGUUUGCUGAAUGUUUUCGUGCAAGUGAGAUGAGUUCACAUUUAGUCUAGAACUACAUUAAGCAUCACGUUUACACAGCGCACGCAACGUCUCUGCACUACCCUGUUUAUCUCAACAUGGGGACAGGAGAGCUGUCAGAUAAUAAAUGUGAAAACAAAGUAACUUACGUUACUUACUUGAAAAAGUAACUUAGAUAUUUUGCUGUAAAUUGAAAAAAGUUUUGCGUGACUUUACUAGUUACUUGAAAAAGUAAUCUGAUUACAUAACUCAAGUUACUUGUAAUGUGUUACCCCCAACACUGAUCAUCAUACACGGUACAUGAAUAAAAGUUGCUUGAUUUAAAGUGUGACUUUCUGUAUAUAAAGGGCACUGUUUUGUAUAGACAUCACUGACAUGGAUUGUACAUAAAUGCUGAAUUAAGGCAAAGUCAAAUGUUCACAUGUGAAAAUGUGAUAAAAUGUGAAUCAAUGCGAUAAACUUUUUAAUUUGAACGAACAGCUGUUCAAACAAAAACGAACAUUCACAUGCAGUUAAUGCAGCAAUUUUUGGUAACACUUUAUUUUACAGUGUCAUUGUUACAUAUGUUAUAAACUUAUACAUAACUAUAAAUUAUGCAUAAUUACAUGCAACUAACCCUAAACCAAACCAAACCCUAAUCCUAAACAUAUAGUAAUUACAUGUAGUUACUUAAUAUUACUCAGUAAUAUAAUUAUAGUUGUAACAAAGACACCUUAAAAUAAAGUGUAACCCAAUUUUUUUACAGAGAGGUGUUAUAAACUCACAUUUUCACUCACAUUUUCUUACAUUUAAUAGGACAUUAUAUAAGGAAAAACACUAGGCAAGCGAUCAAAAAACAAUGAUCAACACAUGAAAGUUUGGCUUCUUGAAAACAAGAAUGCAUUGCACUGUGAAGACUGUUACGUCAAAGAGCUAUGACUUGGUGGAGCUCACAAACAGACUAUUUUUCUAGGUGAUAGUGAAUAGUAGAGGAUCUGGCGCUCAUUCUUUGUAGCCUACUCUUGUAUUUGGUGUGGUUUGAUAAAACCCAUAGCAAAUACAAAAAACUUAACGGCAUUUUGAAAACAUGUAUAUACUCUGAGAAUUCCUUUAUUAUCUGUGACAGACAGGUUUCAGAAAUGGAAAGUUGCACAGCACUGCUUUCGUACUUUUCUGUAAGCGCCAUCUACUGUCAGAGAGUGAAUUUGCAUUUAAAUUCAGUCCGUCUGUUGGGUUUUUGCUGUUGUUGUUUUUAUUACUCUUUGGUCUGAAAAGACGAAUCAAAUGCAAAAAUCAGACCAAAUUUUCUUGUCGAACAUUUGUGUUGGUGUGAACAGGCCUUUAAUAAAAAAGUAGGACAGAUGUAUUUUAAAUCAUGGGUUUUCAAACUGGGGUCCAGGGCGCCACAAAAGGCCACUAGGAGCUAAACAGAAAAUUUUACAAAAUGUAUUAUUUAGGACUCCUAAAGUUAACUUAAGAUAUUAAUUAAACAUGUUUAACACAGUGUACAACUUUUUAAUUAGCAAAAAUUGGUGAGUGGAGCUUUAAUUACGUAGCCAGUGUGUGCGGAGCGAUGAAGUAUUAAAAAACAGCUGUGUAUUAUGUUUUAGCAGCUAGUAAAGACAGAAGAUUUAUUGUUGCUCCAGAUCCUUCAUUCCAUAGAGUUUCACAGUUUAAUCUCGAUUUUGAAGGAAAAAAAAAAAAGCAUGCAAUAUUAAAAGACCUAUUUCUGAUACUUAUUAUUCAAUGCUUGUUUUCUCUACUGGUUUUGUUGGUUGGUAUAGCAAAAAACUAGCUCAAAACUGUCUGAAAUGAGAAUAAUAUUGCAAAAUUGUGUCCAUAAGCAACAUCACACAAUAUCACACACUAUUUAUUCUGCUUAAGCAGCUGAUUUAUUGUGGUUUGCAUAAUUCACAAUUUAAUCUUGCAUGACAAAAGAGAAGAUUGUAAAGAAAAUGAAAAUGUAAUAUUAAAAGAGAGUUAUUUGUGAAAUCUAUCAUUGAUCAGGCAGUAGAUUUUAAGGCUCACAGUUAAGUCAGUGCAAUUGCUUGGAUUUCUUAUUAUUUCUUGUAUUUUAAAUCAUGGGUUUUCAAACUGGGUUCCAGGGCCCCACAAAAGGCCACUAGGAGAAAAUUUUAAUCAUAAUAUUUUACAAAAUGUAUUAUUUAGGACUCCUAAAGUUAACUUAAGAUAUUGAUUAAACAUGUUUAACACAGUCAUUUUACAGUAAACACAUUUACCAAACUGAAUAUUCUUACUGUUUCAUUAUGCUUUCUAAAUUUGCACAAAAUUUUCACUGUUUUGUGAAAAAUAUGUUUAUUUUCAAGUGGCCAUCGCUCUUUCCCUAUGACCUACAAAUAUGUUAAAGAAUAGUUUGUAUUUGUGUCAUUCUACUGAUUUUCUCUUUACCACCAUUGCCUUUAGCUUGAGGGUUGUAGCAAUAUCAGCUAAUUUUUAUGUGUUUCAAAUGAUAUUUGCUGUGAAAAACUGCUAUUGCAUUGAAAAGAAAAAUAAAUGAAUAUAAAAAUGUUCCAGGCAUCAAACUGUACUCUAAUAGUAGUUAGAAAAAAAUACACUGUCGACUUUUUUCUGAAUUUUUCAGAUAUUUUAAUCACUUGCUUUGGCUUUAGAACAAUUACAAUAUAAAAGCCAAUUAUUCAAUUGUCCUUAUAGUAUCAUGUUUAAUAUUUUUCUCAUGUAAAUGGGUCUUUACAUACAUAAAUAUAUAUUGGAGUCCUUGACUUAAAAAUGUUUUGAAAACCCUGUUUUAAAUUUAGGUGGAUACAAAAAAUGUAGUAAUUGUACAGUGUAUUACAUUGAUUGCUCAUACUUUCCCUAUAAGCAUAAGCGUGUACAUUUGCAUUCAUUCAGAGUUGUCAUUUUUCAAGGUCAGGAAAUGGUCAGAGUGAAUGUAUAGGUCCUAAAUGCCUUGUAAAAAUUCAUAGCAAUUCGAUUUAAUUAAAUGUACUGUGCUUGAUUGUGAAUAAUCAUUUGUACUUGCCUUUUUUAAUGGAAACCAACGUGAAUAGAAUCAGAGAUGGUCCACUGAGUAAAGCUGCCCUCAGAUCUUGAUGGGAAUAGAUCCAUACACUGAAGAAGAGAAUAUAAUGAAGUAUAAACACAACCAUCGCCUCUUCAUUUCUGUUAUUAUGAGACUUUGUGAGAAGAUUUACAAAAGCCAAAGAUAGACAAAACAGAAUUCAUAAAAGUCUGAAUGACACAGUGGGAACGCUACAAUAACAAAAGAGUACGUGAAGCCGUAUAGGCACUUUAUAUCAUCAUUCAAGUAUCAUGAAUCCUCGUCUCAGCAAGAGCUCCAUCUUUUUCUUCCACAGACAUGUGAUCACAGACACUAGCAUCGCCCUUCAUAUUCAUGCUAAUUCUGAUUAGCAACUGUCACAUCACUCAAUAUGCAGAAUGGUGCUUGAUUAGCCUGUAAUACUCAAUAAUGGUAUUUCACUUUAGUAUGAACGAGUGACUAC
This is a messenger RNA of Ctenopharyngodon idella (grass carp), 5973 nucleotides long. RefSeq names its product neuropeptide FF receptor 2. The record is from RefSeq and is a predicted model, not a curated record. Lineage: Eukaryota; Metazoa; Chordata; Actinopteri; Cypriniformes; Xenocyprididae. Gene Ontology annotation, molecular function: G protein-coupled receptor activity; peptide binding. Gene Ontology annotation, biological process: neuropeptide signaling pathway. Gene Ontology annotation, cellular component: membrane.